Messenger RNA from Cucumis melo (muskmelon), 1964 nucleotides. RefSeq names its product calmodulin calcium-dependent NAD kinase. The record is from RefSeq and is a predicted model, not a curated record. NCBI's taxonomy places the organism in Eukaryota, Viridiplantae, Streptophyta, Magnoliopsida, Cucurbitales, Cucurbitaceae. The transcript is spliced from 9 exons. The coding region runs from base 133 to 1704 and encodes 523 amino acids. Gene Ontology annotation, molecular function: kinase activity; ATP binding.
UUUCAAAUCAGUGGAAAGCUCGUCGUAUUUAUUUAUGAACCUCCAAAUUCAAACACCAUCAAACAAUUCAACAUCUUCUUCCUCUUCCUCCCAUCUUUCUCUUUCUCUCUCUGCUUUUUCAAUCUUUUCAUCAUGAAGCACCAAGAUGGCGGUUUUGGGAAAGUCAUUCCAACAUCGCACUAUCUUAAUACGUCGUUCGUCGGAGGCGUUUCCGCCACCGGUAACCGCCAUUUCCGCCGGACUUCCAAGCCUGUCAUCAACAAUCAGAAAUUGAUUCCGCAUCUACGUAGGACGGAGUCUGGCCGUGUUGAUUUCUUGGAGAGAUUUUCGCAUUAUGUUGCGAGGCAGUUGGGGAUUUCAGAUGUAGAUGAGUGUCCUCAACUCUGCAAGUUAGCAAACAACUAUUUGAGGAAGACGAAAGGGUGUGAGGAAGAAAUUUAUGCAUAUUUCGCUAGUGAAGCUGAGGGAGAAUCUCUGUAUGUGAAGUUAGUGAAUGAGUUUGAUCAAUGUAUUUUGAGUUAUUUCGCCUUCCAUUGGAGCCAAGCUUCAUUGAUGAUCACUCAGGUUUUGGGUGUUGACUCCGAGCACAAGAAGUUGAAAGACCUUGUGGUGGCAGCCACUAGGAAGCAAAGAUUUGAUAGGGUGAGUAAGGAUUUGAAAAUGACUAGGGUGUUCUCUACUUUGGUGGAGGAGAUGAAGAAGAUUGGAUGUGCUGCUUCUAAGGGCGAGUCGAAAUGCUCCCUUACGACUCCACGGUCAUCUCAAAGACAGAGGAGCCCUGUGCUUCUUCUGAUGGGUGGUGGCAUGGGGGCUGGCAAGAGUACUGUCCUCAAAGACAUUCUCAAAGAGCCCUUCUGGUUGGAAGCUGAAACAAACACAGUGAAAGUAGAGGCAGAUGCCUUCAAAGAAACUGAUGUUAUCUACAAAGCCAUCAGCUCAAUGGGCUAUCACGACGACAUGCUUCAGACUGCUGAAUUAGUACACCAGCCUUCAAUUGAUGCUGCAUCUUCGUUGUUGGUCACAGCAUUAAACGAGGGACGGGAUGUGAUCUUGGACAGCACUCUGUCGUGGGAGCCAUACGUCAUGCAGACAAUUGAAAUGGCUCGAAAUAUUCACAAGCGUAGAUAUCGAAUGGGAGUUGGGUACAAGGUAGAGAAUGGCAAAGUCACAGAGAAUUACUGGGAGCCUGUGAGUGAAGAAGAAGAGGAUGAAGAAAUGCAAGAUAGAAUGCCAUAUAGAAUAGAGUUGGUUGGAGUUGUUUGUGAUGCUCAUCUAGCUGUUGUUAGAGGAAUAAGGAGAGCCAUAAUGAUGGGAAGGGCCGUGAGGGUAAGUUCACAGUUGCAAUCCCACAAGAGAUUUGCUAAUGCUUUUCCAAAAUACUCUGAAGUAGUUGAUAGUGUCAGGUUAUAUUCCACCAAUUACAUUGGCAACCCACCCAAGUUGAUCCAUAGAAAAGAUGGCACCGACCCGUUUCAGACGAUUGAUGCGGAAGCAAGUGCGUGUUUGACAACGUUAAGCAAUUUGAACCCCGAUGCUGAAUCCGUUUACGAACUAUACCCGAACCCAAGCCCAUUUUCUGAACCUGAGGCCAUCUGGAAAGAAAUUGCUUUGACCCCUUCGAGGUUACAUUCUCAGAAAGAGCUGAGAUCUGCAAUUAAAAAGAUAGAAAGUUCAAGAACAAUCUCAAGUGAAGUAGAACAAUGAAAAACUUGUAAAUUUCAUGGUGGUUGAAGUGAAGUUUAUGUUAAAGACGAUAAUCUUCACUUUUUAAAAGGAAGAAGGAGCAUUUGCAGUUUUGACUAAUCUAUCAAACGCAAUACUUCUCUUUUCUUAUGGUUUUGAUUCAGUUCGACGCAUUUGUCGGCUUCUUUUUGGCGAUUCAUUCGGUUCAUAAGAAUGUUGAAACUAUGUGAGACAGACCUUAUUGGUCAUCCCAAAUGAAUAUAUGAUAUGGUUUAAACGUA